AUGAUCAUCGCGAUGUUUGACAACAUCUGCUACCGCGGGCACACCAUGGCUCCAAUCAAGACAUGUGUUCUCGGAGUUGGACUUGCUGGGCUGACUUUCCAUGCUCCGUUUAUUCUUGCAUUACCAGAACUCUUCACUCUGGUCGCAAUCCUUGAAAGAAACCCACACUCCGAAGGCGGAAAACUGCAUGAACGCUUUGGAGUAACUGUCAAGAUCCACAAUACCAUCGAGCAAGUUCUGCAGGAUUCUGACAUCGAACUGGUCAUCGUCGGCACGCCAAAUUCGACGCACUACAGCUAUGCAAAGGCGGCGCUUGAGGCGGGAAAGCACGUCCUCGUCGAUAAGCCGAUCGCGCCAACCGCAACAGAAGCUAGAGAGCUCGAUGUGCUUGCCAAAUCAAAGGGACUUGUUCUCUACCCGUUCCAUAACCGUCGUCACGACUCCGAUUUUCUGGCAGUGAAGAAACUGCUGACCCUUCCUCCGUCGUCGCCUCAACACAUCGGCGAGGUGGUUGAAUUUGAAACACACUUCGACCGUUUCCGUCGAGGGAUCAACAACUCGUGGAAAGCUGAACCGGCUCCGGGUAUUGGCCACACCUAUGACCUUGGGACACAUCUCAUUGACCAAUGCCUGGAUCUUUUUGGACGACCUCAGAAGUUGACCGCGUUCAUUGCCAAUAGUCGCGGGGUUGGGCAUCCAGAUGUUGAUGAUAGUUUCACUAUCUUGUUACACUAUGCCGCUGGAGGAAGACUUACUCGUCCUGUGACCGCGAUUGCAAGAGCACACUUCCUGUCUGUGCGAUCUCCUCAGCCGCGGUAUUAUAUAAUGGGGACGAAGGGCUCGUAUAUCAAAUAUGGGGUUGAUGUCCAAGAGGACCAACUCAAGGCAAUUUCCUCUCCAAAGGCCAUACAUACUGAUGACUUCGGUGUCGAGCCAGAGAACUUGUGGGGCACCCUUGAGUGUCUCGAGGCGGAUGAUGUCACGAUGAACAAGUCGUUAUGGCCUUCCGAGAAAGGUUCUUAUGUGAACCUAUUCAAGAACCUCGCCUCUGCAAUCAGGGAUGGUGCGGAACUUGAAAUCAAGUGGGAGGAAGCUGCUACCGUUAUGGAGUUAAUCGAAUUGGCUUAUCGCAGUGCGAAAGAGGGGAAAACUGUACUCGUACCGGCCGUGUAG
This is a messenger RNA of Mycena indigotica, 1173 nucleotides long. RefSeq names its product NAD binding rossmann fold. Gene Ontology annotation, molecular function: nucleotide binding. The transcript is spliced from 7 exons. The record is from RefSeq and is a predicted model, not a curated record. NCBI's taxonomy places the organism in Eukaryota, Fungi, Basidiomycota, Agaricomycetes, Agaricales, Mycenaceae. The coding region runs from base 1 to 1173 and encodes 390 amino acids.